GUUAUGUGUGGGGGAGGGGUUGGCUACCGAAUCUCCGAAGAGACCCCGAGGGGCUUCAGACAGCCAUGUGAGUGAAGGUAUUUUUCCACACUUGGAGGUGACCCAAGAGAAGGAGAUGGAAGAGGAGGAUCCAGAAGGACCUGGAAUGGGCAAGAGAUCAAGGGAAAGUCCUCAUCCCACCCAGGUUGGGAGUGACAUGGAAUAUUGGGAACAGGCUGUGCCAGAGAUCCUGUCUCAGGACACAAUGACUGCAGAUGCACGCAAUCGAUGCUUCCGGCAGUUCUGCUACGAUGAAGUCGAUGGACCCCGUGAGGUUUGCAGUCAGCUCCAUGGACUUUGUAACCACUGGCUGGAGCCUGAGAAGCGCACCAAAAAGGAGAUCCUGGACCUGGUGAUCCUGGAGCAGUUCAUGGCCAUUCUGCCCCAGGAAAUGCAAUGCUGGGUCAGAGGAUGUGAACCAGAGACCAGUUCCGAGGCAGUGGCCCUGGCGGAAGGUUUCCUCCUGAGCCAGGCGGAGGAAAAAAGACAGGCAGAGCAGAUAUGGGGACUAGCUGUAAAGAUGGAAGAGAAGUUUUGUGAGGCAGAAAGAGUUCCAUCAGAGGAGAGUCAGAGGGCACAGACCCAGAAGCAUACCCAAGAUAUCCUGUCAAGAGGCAGAGAAAAGAUGUUGUCAAGUUGUCAUCUUUGGAGUGGAGUGCAAACGCCGGCUCCCUCUCUGGUCCAGUCUCCCUUUUCCUUUGAGGAGGUGGCUGUGUAUUUCACCGUGGCUGAGUGGGCCCUUCUGGAUCCAGGCCAAAAAACUCUCUGUAGGGAAGUCAUGCUGGAGAACUAUGGGAAUGUGGCCUCUCUGGAAGCCAGGAAUGUAAGAGGAACUGCAGUGGAGAGAGCUGAAGGCCUUGUGUCUGAAGAACGGCUGGAGAGUUUCUUAGGAAGAUCUCAAGAGCCUCUUUCUUUCCCAAAUGAGCUGCCUGCUACAGCAGAUGUAAAGGAGACAGCUGGGGAAUUCCAGGGAUUCUCUUUGAAACAUGUCAAGAAUGAAAAUGCCGAAGGAAACUUUGGAGACAGAAACAGACUACAGAAGCAUGAGAAAAGCCACACAGCAGUAGAUUUAGAGACAGCUGGGGAAUUCCAGGGAUUCUCUUUGAAAAAUGUCAAGAAUGAAGAUGCUGAAGAAAACUUCAGAGAUGGAUUACGGAGGCAGGAAAGCCACACAGGGGAUGAUCAGAAGAAUGAGGAGGGUGAGGAACUGCCUCUUCUAUUGCCUGAUGAAAUCAAGAAUGAAGACGUGAGGAAAGACUUUAGGAAUCAAGGAAGACCUAAAAGGCAGAAAGGCAGCCGCAUAGCCAAGAGGAGGGGUAAGCCUAUCCCUUGCCAAGGAGGGGAUUUCCAAGAAGUCAUUCAUAUGGUGGAGGAAAAAGACAAGGGCUUGGAGUGCAAAAUGGAUGUCUCAGAUCAAACCCAAUACAAUGUUCGUUUUCCAAUGCACAGUGCAAAGAAGACUAAUGAAUGCCUGGAGUGUGGAAAGACCGUGAUUCACAGAGCAAAGCUCUGCAGACGUGGAAGUGUACAUGCAAGAGAGAAACCUUAUAGGUGCUCAGACUGCGGCAAGAGCUUCGCAAGGAAAUCACACCUUGUUCAGCACCAAAGGAUUCACUCAAGAGAAAAGCUAUUUAUUUGCUCAGAGACUGGAAUGGCAUUUUCUGAUGAAAGAAAGCGUAAUGUAUGUUUUCCAAAGGACAGUACAGUGAAGGCACAUAAAUGCUUUGAAUGUGGAAAGUACUUCAAAUACAGGUCACUGCUCAUUAUGCACCAAAAGAUCCACACAGGGGAGAAGCCCUUUGAAUGCUCGGAGUGUGGGAAGAGAUUCGGUCGAAUUGGCCAUUUUCAACAGCAUCAACGAAUCCACACAGGGGAGAGGCCCUUUGAAUGCUCAGAGUGUGGGAAGAGAUUCAGUCACAGUGGCACUCUUCAACAGCAUCAACGAACCCACACCGGGGAGAAGCCCUUUGAAUGCACAGAGUGUGGGAAGAGAUUUGGUCACAGUGGCACUCUUCAACAGCAUCAACGAACCCACACAGGGGAGAAGCCCUUUGAAUGCUCAGAGUGUGGGAAGAGAUUCAGUCACAAUAGCACUCUUCAACAGCAUCAACGAACCCACACAGGGGAAAAGCCUUUUCAAUGCUUAGAGUGUGGAAAGAGAUUCAGUCGGAGUAGCAAUCUUCAACAGCACCAACGAACCCACACUGGGGAGAAGCCCUUUGAAUGCUCAGAGUGUGGGAAGAGAUUCAGUCGGAGUGGCACUCUUCAAGAGCAUCAACGAACCCACAUGGGGAGAGGUCUUCUGAAUGCUCAGAAUGUGGGAAGAGAUUCAGUCACAGUAGCACUUUUCAGCAGCAUGACUGAAUCCACAUGUGGAGAAGCUCUUUGAAUGCUCAGAGUGUGGACAGUGAUUCUGCCAGAGUGGUGCUCUUCAACAACAUCUAAGAACUCAGAUAAGGAGAAACCAUGUGACUACUUAGCCUAGAUUUGUCAAACUCAUUUUUCAUGAGGACCAAAUUGGACUUAAAUGUCUCUUUGUCAGACUGAACCAUGAAAUGUAAUGCCAGGUACUAGAGAUAUGAACUUCAGAAAGGACUGAGGCAGAUCCAAUUAAUGAUACUAUUUUUUACACAAAAUUCACACAGCCUUACAGUAUUCCCUUUGUUUAACAGUAUUUGAUAUCUUGUUCUGAAUUUUUGCAUCUGAAUUUGGAGCCAGCGUCUGUGCUUCAGCAAUCUUGAGUAUGCUAUUUAGUUGUUUAUAUUUAAGGUAAGAAUGUACUUUUGAUUUAUGGAUGUUUAUUACAGAAAAGAGCUGUUCACAGACGUAUGUUGUCCAGGUUAUAUUUAUUGAUUUAUUGUGUGGCAGAGUUACACACAGGAAGCAUAUCAUAAUGUGAAAUAAAUAACCAAGUUGAA
This is a messenger RNA of Heteronotia binoei (common prickly gecko), 2957 nucleotides long. RefSeq names its product zinc finger protein 773-like. Gene Ontology annotation, molecular function: DNA-binding transcription repressor activity, RNA polymerase II-specific. Gene Ontology annotation, biological process: negative regulation of transcription by RNA polymerase II. NCBI's taxonomy places the organism in Eukaryota, Metazoa, Chordata, Lepidosauria, Squamata, Gekkonidae. The coding region runs from base 116 to 2428 and encodes 770 amino acids. The record is from RefSeq and is a predicted model, not a curated record. The transcript is spliced from 9 exons.